Messenger RNA from Egretta garzetta (little egret), 2499 nucleotides. It is a transcript of the gene DTD2, whose product is annotated as D-aminoacyl-tRNA deacylase 2. The annotation marks the transcript as partial. Gene Ontology annotation, biological process: tRNA metabolic process. Gene Ontology annotation, cellular component: cytoplasm. The record is from RefSeq and is a predicted model, not a curated record. NCBI's taxonomy places the organism in Eukaryota, Metazoa, Chordata, Aves, Pelecaniformes, Ardeidae. The transcript is spliced from 3 exons. Gene Ontology annotation, molecular function: D-tyrosyl-tRNA(Tyr) deacylase activity.
GGCCCAGCAGGCCUCGGGGAGAGCGGGGAGCUUGCUGAAGGUGCAGGAUUUGGCGCUGAGAGAACUGCUGCUGCUCCGGACCUGGGCGGAACAGGCCAAGGCCUUCCCGGAGGAAGCGCCGAGCGGUGGCACUGUGGAGCGGCGGCACCGAGGAGCAGGUCUCUGCCGCUGCCUAUCCAGAGAGGGCUUGUUAUCUACAUAUGCUUCUUCAAAGGUGCUGAUGAGGAUCUUGUUCCAAAAAUUGUCAAUAUGCUGUUGAAUGUUAAACUAAGUGAAAACGAAAGCGGCGAGUAUGUUUCUGUUCUUGAUUUACCAGGCAAUGUGUUAAUCAUACCACAAGCUACCCUAGGUGGUAAACUGAAGGGAAGAAAGAUGCAGUACCAUGCAAACAUUGAAAAAGAAAAAGGGCUGGAACUUUAUUCUCAGUUUGUGACUUUGUGUGAAAAAGAACUGGCUGCCAAUGCCAAAUGUAUGGAAGCAGGUGUUCUCGUCAAGCAUGGCACAUAUGGAAACAGGCAGGUGUUAAAAAUGGAUACAAAUGGACCUUACACUCAUUUGAUUGAAUUUUGAAAAAACAAACAGUAUCCUGGAUACAGUACUGGCUUGUAACUGUUGUCUUUUUUUUUUUUUUUUUCCCAUUUCUAGGCAUUAAUGUACUUAGAUGGCUUGGGUGAUACAGUGUAAGACUUUCACUCAUCUGUACUGAUGUUGCCAAUAGAAGGAUGCCUGAGACUGCUUUGCAAUAAUGAGUAUGUGUUUUAUGUCCAUAUUCAUCUGAAGUGUGCUCAAAAUAAUUGUCAAUAUUGAUCCAAUGAAGAUGUAUAAUUGGAAGGCUUUAUUGACAAAAAUGGGGUAAUGCACGUGUUUCUUGCUACAGAAUAAUGACAAAAGUAUUACAUGUAUUAGUUAUUGCAAAGAAUGCUCGAGAAAGCAAAGUUUAUAGAUUAAAAAAAAGGAAUGCUGUAGAUGUACUUAUUUGUUCCCAGGUUUUCUGAGCCAGACAAUUUUUGUCUUUUAGUAUUCUACCUAUAAAAUAGCAAUGCUUUCUAGUGAACAAAUAUAUUGAAAGCACAACUUCACUGAAUUUUUAGCCUCUUAGAGAGUAGGUACUAAAUAAGGUAAGUCCACCCCCCUCACCCAGAGCAUGUAGGGGUGGGAUACUUAAGGUAGUACUAGGACUGAACAUGGGCUGUACAGGGAAGAAAAAGCAAGGCGCAUCUAUAAACUGAAGCCAAGGCUGUGCCACUGAAUUGCUUUCUUGGAGUUUGCACUCUGAAAUCUGAUGUGUUUUGAUAGGCUGCUUCCUAUAGCUUGGUCGGCGUCCUUGUUACCUUGGUCUUGUUGUCUAUUCAGUUCUUUCAUAACAGAGCCUCAGGAAAAGGACUGAAAUAUUCAAAUGAAAACAAAAAUAAAAAUGGUAGGCUGUAUGUUGCCAUCUCAUUGUUCCCUCUGCCCCUACUGCUUCCUUCCAGCUUUAUUGUCUAUUGAAUCUGCCAGGCAGAGACUAGCUUAUAUUACUUUUAUAUAGAGUGUUGGCACAUUUGGGGCCCCAUUCCCAGCCGACCCCCUAUGCGGUACUGUCAUAAACAUUAUUAACAGAUGGUGUUAAGAAGAUAUAAUGGGAAAUUCUGUCUUGUGAGGCAGUAAGAACAGAACAGCUACAUUAAAAUGUGCCAAAUUCAAAACUGAUUCAAGUGCAUUCAUCCUCUGAGUCAAGUUUCUCUUUUACUGCAAUAUCACGGCUUUUGAAGUCAGUAAUUUAGAAGGGUUCAAAGUGAAAUUAGACAAUUAUAUGGUUUGCAAUAAUUAUGCAUAAUUCUCAUUUAAAUAAUAAAUUCUUCUGGAAAAUAUGUAAAACCUCAUGGUUAGUGAGCAUGCCAACUUGUGCAAUCUGAAGUUGUAGGUCAGUAGUUGCAAAUAUUCUCUCCUUAUCUUUAUUUUUUUAAAAAACAUAACUGAAUGUGUAAUCUGCAGGCUCAAACUAUGCUGUAAGAAUCACGUUUUUUUAACAGAUGCAAAGCUCAUAGAUUUUAUAAGAGAGUAAUGAGAUUUUUCAGAUUAACAUAAUGUAUGGUUUAUAAUUAUGAAAUUAAAGACGUUGAAUUCCUGGCAAGUGGCACUCUCACAAUUGAAAACAACUAUUCACACAAAUGGCCUGGAAAUAUUAGCCAGGUCCCAAAUGACACAUUUAUUCAUUAAUAAUUAACAGUUAUGACAGACACAAUAUGAGUCAUGUUCAAAGUUCUUACUAGCGACAUUUAAAUAAGAUUGUCCUGAUGUGAAUAACUAAUACGAAUUCAUUAUGAUCUGUGUGCUUGAGAGAACUUUUUUUUUAUUCCUCUUUCUGUUGGAGGCCAGAUCCUAAAAAGUGCUGAGUAAUAACCACUUUUCACUGACCUUACAGGAAUUGCGGCUAUUCAGUAUAUCUCAAGAAUUGAUCCUUUGAAGUAUGAUACAAACUGCAGUUUUUAAUUUUUUUUUCCUCUGGCGUCAGAAAGA